Zalophus californianus (California sea lion) is the source of this 2355-nucleotide messenger RNA. RefSeq names its product solute carrier family 17 member 1 (gene SLC17A1). Gene Ontology annotation, biological process: monoatomic anion transport; phosphate ion transmembrane transport. Gene Ontology annotation, cellular component: membrane. The transcript has 13 exons. Bases 134 to 1540 code for a protein of 468 amino acids. The record is from RefSeq and is a predicted model, not a curated record. Lineage: Eukaryota; Metazoa; Chordata; Mammalia; Carnivora; Otariidae.
AAAAUUGGAAAAUCCAGAAAUUCAGUACUUUUUCAAGUUCAAAGGCUUCACAGGGGAAGAAGGAAUCGCUUGUCUGUCCCGAAUCAGCGAAGACCACACCCCUCAGCAAGAAGAAAAGAAACCGGAACCCCUUAUGCAAAUGGAUAACCAGUUCCCUCCCAGGAAAGUUCCAAGUUUUUGUUCCUUCCGCUAUGGAUUAUCUCUCCUCUUGCAUUUCUGUAACGUUGUAAUAAUGGCACAGCGCAUGUGUCUGAGCCUCACAAUGGUAGCCAUGGUGAACAGCACAGAUGCUCUUGGUUCACCCAACACCUCCACAGAGGAGCACCUGGAUCACAUAAAGAACCCCGUGUAUAACUGGAGUCCUAAAAUCCAGGGUAUCAUCUUCAGUUCCGUCUUCUAUGGUGUACUUAUCACCCAAAUUCCUGUCGGAUACUUGUCUGAAAAAUACUCCAUCAAGAAAAUGAUCGGCUCUGCAUUAUGCCUCAGCUCUCUACUUAGCCUGUUAAUGCCAAUGGCAGCUGAAGGUGGAGAAGCUUUCCUCCUGGCAUGCCGAGUAGUCCAGGGAGCAGCCCAGGGAUCGGUAUUCAUAGCUCAGCACGUCAUGUGGGCCAAGUGGGCUCCUCCCUUGGAACGAGGCCGACUCACCUCCCUGAGUCUAUCAGGAAUUCUGCUGGGAUCCUUCAUUGUUCUGCUUGUGACUGGAUUCAUCUGCCAAUCCCUGGGCUGGCCCAUGGCCUUCUACAUUUUUGGUGCUUGUGGCUGUGCCCUAAGUCUUCUCUGGUUUGUUCUGUUCUAUGACGACCCAAAGGACCACCCAUGUAUAAGCAUCAGUGAGAAGGAAUACAUCUUGUCCUCCCUCAACCAGCAGGUCAGCUCAAGGACACAGUCUCUGCCAAUCAAAGCUAUGAUUAAGUCUCUUCCCGUCUGGGCCAUUGCUUUCGGUUCUUUUGCUUUUCACUGGACAAAUAAUAUCAUGGUUUUGUACACUCCAACAUUUAUCAGCUCCAAGCUUCAUGUGAACAUAAAAGAGAAUGGGCUGCUGUCAGCCCUCCCCUAUUUGUUUGCCUGGAGCUUUGGUAUCCUAGCCGGUCACCUGUCAGACUUCUUCCUGUCCAGGAAUAUUCUCCGCUUAGUUACCAUCCGGAACCUCUUCAACACACUGGGACUUCUCCUGCCUGCCUUCUUUAGCGUGUGCCUGCUCUACCUGAGUUUCAGCUUCUCUAGCACUACCAUCUUCCUGAUACUUGCCAGUUCAACAGGAACCUUUUGUAUGGCUGGAGUACUCAUAAAUGGCUUGGAUAUUGCUCCCAGUUAUUACGGAUUUCUUAAAGGAGUUACAGCUGUAAUUGGGAUGAUAGGAGGACUCAUUUCUUCUACUCUGUGUGGAGUAAUCCUUAAUCAGGAUCCAGAAUCCGCCUGGUUUAAAAUUUUCUUCCUGAUGGCGAUCAUUAAUGUGAUAUGCCUACUUUUCUGUCUCGUCUUUGGAAAAGCAGAAAUUCAGGACUGGGCUAAAGAUAUACAAGAACACACACGCCUCUGAAGGGUACAAGGACUCACCAGUGACAUUUGUGUGCACUUUUCUCUUUCUCUACAAAACUUCGUGUAAAGCAGAACACUGGGAGAGCCUGGGACUGACCUCCUCACUGAAGGGAAGAGGGACCAGCCUGGGAGCUGGGACUAAGGGGCAGUCAGCGGCCUGAGGAAGAAGAUGGCAUGCGCCUUCCUAUAGGAGGCCGGUCCCGCCCUACAGCCCGCGUGCAUCUCUUUUGUGCCAUAUAUUGUUUGUGCCAGGUAGCAGGUCUGAAUUUUAUACAUGUAGGUUUGUUUGUCUCCACUCCAAAUUCUUUGCUUUAUAAAUGAUUGCUACGUUAACCAAUAAACACACACAAGAAAAUAAAUUUUAUUCUAAGAUUUUCUGAAAGAGCUUUUCCCUUGUUUUCAGCUUUCACUCCUCUGUGUCGCAGAUGUGUGGAUCAGUGGAAAACCUGAGAAGGUUUCUGUACUUUAAGGGAGCCCAUUUUGGAGGAAACUGUACUAGUCAGGGCCGAAGAGAAAUCAAACUUGUUUCCAGAAGCAACUAAAAGUGACAGAUGAGGAAAAAAACCUAAGAGUCCACUGAAGGAAAGGAGAGAAACACAUGCCCACAGGGGUGGUCCGGAAACAAGUACGAGCCUCUGCCCUGACGGGCAAAGCCCGUGAUCCUCGCUGCUGAGAGCCUGCGGUUGGCUGUGUCAUUGCCGGAGAUGGGGAAAGGAGAGAUCCAGUCUCUCAGUCUCAACACCAGAUGGGACAAGGAAGGGAAUUUGUAGGUUCAGAUAAUUCUAUGUUCUGAAAAACAAAGGAAAUUAAAGAAGA